Hypanus sabinus (Atlantic stingray) is the source of this 1661-nucleotide messenger RNA. Its product is annotated as glutathione S-transferase theta-3-like. NCBI's taxonomy places the organism in Eukaryota, Metazoa, Chordata, Chondrichthyes, Myliobatiformes, Dasyatidae. Gene Ontology annotation, biological process: glutathione metabolic process. The record is from RefSeq and is a predicted model, not a curated record. The transcript is spliced from 10 exons. Gene Ontology annotation, cellular component: cytoplasm. Gene Ontology annotation, molecular function: glutathione transferase activity. Bases 16 to 1599 code for a protein of 527 amino acids.
GCUCUCCAUGACGUCAUGGAGACUUUCUCGGGCGAUCUCCCUUCGUGUCCGAGUAAUACCUUUCCUGCAACAGGAACCAUGAGCAAUGGUAUCUGCAGGAGAGCUCACGGGGUGUUGUGGCCCGCAGCCUGUGCAGGGGAGCAGGCCACCUGUAUAUGGCCUGCCCAAGACGUGCCAGUAGGAGAAGCCGGCUUCAACAACACCCUCCCCCAGGAGCACCCCAGCAGAGACACAGACCAGAAAGGGCAAGAUUCCUCCAAAAUGAAUGCUCUUUUACAUAAGAUUAAAUUUCCUCAAAUUACUGUUGAAGAUCAACAGAUGCUUGAUGCUCCAAUUACCGAGCAUGAAAUUCAGAAAGCUAUGUUGUCAAUGCAAUCAGACUUUCUGCAAUAUUUUCAGGAAAACAUUAUCUCCCUGAAUUCUGAACUUAAAGAGGCGAAGUGGCAAAUCAUGGAAAAAUCAGCUCGCUUGGAAAAGUCCCAACGUAAGAUUAUCGAUUUGGAAGCAAGAUCUCGUCAGAAUAAUAUUCGAAUUGUUGGAUUCGAGGAAGGAUCUGAGACCGGAGAUUUAUUAGACUAUUUCGCGAACUUGUUUCAAUCUCUGUUUCCGGAUAUUUUACCUCAACCUCCCGACAUCGGAAGAGCGAAUAGAAUUUUCACUUUGAAACCUCGGAACCCGGAUAAACCAAGAAACUUCUCCCAAUUGGCUUUCUCAAGGAUCCAAGUCCCACCUGUAUUUUCUGUGACCAAUGAGGCAGAAAUAUUCAUCUUGCACCAGAUUGGGCUAACUUACUCGAUCUUUGGACUCGGAGUUGUUGGUCAGGAAUCCCUCGCUCUGUGCUCGUCCGGUUUCAUCCCGUCCUGCGCCAUGGAUCUGGAGCUUUACCUCGACCUGCUGUCCCAGCCCUGCCGCGCCGUCUACAUCUUCGCCAAGAAGAACAACAUCGCCUUUGACUUCAAGUUCGUCAGUCUAAGGGCAGGGCAGCAGUUCAGCGAGGAGUUUGGCAAAGUGAACUUGCUCCGACGGGUGCCUGCUUUGAAGGAUGGUGACUUCAUCCUGGCUGAGAGUGUGGCCAUCCUGAAGUACCUGGCUGGUAAAUACCGGACCCCCAACCACUGGUACCCCUCCGAUCUGCAGCUGAGAGCCCGUGUGGACGAGUACCUGGCCUGGCAGCACACGGCCAUUAGGUUCCAAGGAUCAAGGCUCUUUAUGUUCAAGCGUCUGCUCCCUCUGCUGACGGGCCAGCCAAUUCCGAAGGAGCAGCUGGAUGAGGCGGUGGAGGACCUGCAGAGUUCAAUUCAGCUGUUGGAAGACAAGUUCCUCCAGGACAGGCCAUUCAUCGUAGGGAACGAGGUGUCCCUGGCCGACCUCUUCGCAAUCGUGGAGCUGAUGCAGCCCGUGAGUGUUGGGUUUGACCCAUUUGCUGAUCGGCCCAAGCUAGCUGCCUGGCGGGAUCGAGUCAAGGCAGCCCUGGGUAAGGAGUUGUUUGAUGAGGCCCAUGAGCAGCUCAUGAAGAGUGGAGAAGCUCCAAGUACUUUGGACCUCCAGUCUCCUGCAAUACAACGUCUAGCAAAAAACCUGAAGAAACGAUACAAGUGAUGGAGCCAAGCAUCUGCUCUCUCCAAAUAUUUCCUCCAAUGAAAUAAAGAGCUGAAAAGAGA